UCACUAUGGCCCAACCAGAAGUACUGAAUCUCAAUAACGAGGUGGUGAAGAUGAGGAAAGAAGUGAAGAGAACUCGAGUUUUGGUUAUUCGCAGGCUUACCAGGCAUAUCACCAAACUGAAGUCAAAAAAGGGUACUGAAGAUACAUUAGUGAAAAAUCAAAGAAGAACACAACGAUUACUUGAAGAAAUUCAUGCCAUGAAGGAUGUAAAGCCUGAUGAAGUAACUAAAUCUGCACUUGAUGAUGAUAUCAACUUUGAAAAAAUCUGCAAAAAGCCAGAUUCUACAGCAACUGAAAGAGCAAUUGCUAGAUUAGCUACACAUCCAUUAUUGAAGAAGAAAAUAGAUGCACUAAAAGCUGCUGUCAGAGCAUUUAAAGAUGCAAGACGGAAUAUUACUGAAGUUGAAUCAUUGAAAGAUUCUUCAGAAGAAAAUUACAGUGAGGAGAUGGGGAUAAAGCAAAGCUCUCAUAACAAUUUGAAUAAAUUCAAACACCAAGAAAGUACAAUUAAAAAGGGGAAAAAUGUUAAAAUAUUAUCAAAGAAGCCAAGCAUACUUGAAAAAGAAAUGGGUAAGCUAGAACAUGAACAAAAAAUAGGGAGCCCUUCACAUAUGGCAUUAAAACCUUCUCAAAAGCCUUCCCAGAUUGAUUGUGAAACCCAAAAUACACUUGCAGAACCAGAAAAGAAAAAUCUCCCCAACACUAACAAAAUAAAUAGAUCAAAAAUUUCUACUGUCAUCACUAAUAAUGACAGUGAUAUGGAAGAAAAGAGUGAAGGAGAAAAGGAAUAUUUUGAUGAUAGCACAGAAGAAAGGUUUUAUAAACAGUCUUCACUGUCUGAAGAUAGCAAUAGUGAUGAUGAUUUCUUUAUUGGUAAAAUUAAGCGGACCAGAAAGAAGGAAAACAGUUGCUCUUCAUUUAAGGACCAAAAGACCAAAAAGACUCCCCCAAAAGCAUUUCCUGAAAAAGAAAAGCUUGAGACUCUUAAGCUUGUGGAGAAAAUGAGACCAACUACAAAAGCCAGGAGACUAGAAUCUACAUUUUUUUCUUCUUUAUCUGAAUCCAGAAGGACAAGAAGAAAUGCCAGAGAACAUCUUCCAAAAAACAGAAUUUCAGCAUAUCAACAAAAUGAAACUCAGAUCAAGAAUCACCUUGACAGGAGUGUGUGUACAAAACCUGAAAAGAAGAAGUCACAGUUGCAACAGCCCCUUCAUCCUUCUUGGGAAGCAAGCCGGAAACGAAAAGAACAAAUAUCUAAAAUCACAGUAUUUCAAGGGAAAAAAAUUACAUUUGAUGAUGACUAGUACUUUCUUAUGUGUGAAUUUUUGCAUUAGUUAAGCUUUCCCCUAUUUUUUUGUCUUAUCUGUUUGAGAUAAUAAUUUUUACUUUUUAUUUUUGAAUAUUUUUCUUCUGGAUACUUUAAGGAGGCAAGGAUUUUUAAAUAUUUAUUUUGUUUUAAUACCAAUAGUUCUGUAAUUAAGUUUGUGUAUAUAUGGUGCACAUCUGCUAACUAAAUUACAUUAAAAAAUAAAAAUU
This is a messenger RNA of Gracilinanus agilis (Agile Gracile Mouse Opossum), 1536 nucleotides long. It is a transcript of the gene SRFBP1, whose product is annotated as serum response factor binding protein 1. Gene Ontology annotation, cellular component: nucleus; 90S preribosome. Gene Ontology annotation, biological process: maturation of SSU-rRNA. The transcript has 8 exons. NCBI's taxonomy places the organism in Eukaryota, Metazoa, Chordata, Mammalia, Didelphimorphia, Didelphidae. The coding region runs from base 6 to 1304 and encodes 432 amino acids. The record is from RefSeq and is a predicted model, not a curated record.